AGGAGGAUAAUGUAAUAAGCUCGAGCCAGUCCAGGUCCUAGCACAACAGGAGAACCCUGGAAUGGAAACGGCAUUACUGAGGGGUUUUCAAAGACAAGAGCCAGAGCCUCCACCAGUUCUGGUUACAACGCACGAGAUCAAGGACCAUCUGAGUAGCACUCAGUUUUUUGGCCAAUUCAGCCUUGUCUGAACGGUUGAAUACAACCACAAAAGCACCCUCACCAGUAUCACCACCAUCGCUAUCGCCACGGACGCAGACGCAGAUGCAAUCACACUCGAUCUCAGUGCCGUCAGCGUCUUCUCCUCUAGUCGGAUUUCUUCACCAAGUCCAAACCAAACAUGACGUCGUCUAUUUCCAUACCCAAUGUACCAAUGCCUCCAGCUCCGCGUUAUUCCACAAAACCUAUUCUAGUCCCUACAACUUCAACCUCAACCUCACAAACGUCCCCCGCUAAUGCUACUAAUCUUUUUACUGCCACCACUGCUCCAGCUACAACUACUUCUAUUACUACUACUGCGGCUAAUGAUAGUUGUAUCACGGGGACUAGCGCAACAGCCACAUUGCCUUCAACCAACUCAACUGGUCCAACAACGAGUGCGCAAAGCAAUGGUACUUCUGCUGUUCCAACAACGACAGCAAUUGCCUCUAAUGUGGACGUGGUUGGAAAACGACUACGGGAGCAACAACUUCAGGACAGAUUCAAGGCUGCACAGAAUUUUAUUGAGCGGACAGUGGGUCAGGCCUUGCCUUCAAGCGACCUGCACGAGUCACUGAAGGAUGGAGUUAUUCUCUGCCGACUGGCGAAUCGACUACGACCGGGCACUGUCGAACAAAUCAGUCUGAAAAACCUCCCCUUUGUCAAGAUGGAGAAUAUCAGCAACUUUCUGAACGCAGCAAAACAGCUUGGCGUACAGAGUUCAGAUCUGUUUCAGACCGUUGAUCUUUAUGAAGGCAAGGACAUGAAUCAGGUGUAUCAACAAUUUUGACGCUGGAGCGCGUAGUUGGUGGAGUAGCACGGAUAGUAGCCAAAGAGAAGCGUCCUGGACCAAACCCGCUCGUAUCAUCUGGAUCUGCAUCGUCGCAAAUACCAAAAGCAACAGAUAAUGGUGCGCCAUUAACAAGGAUGCGAUAAAAGACUGCGCACACACCGAGCGCUGUA
This is a messenger RNA of Lobosporangium transversale, 1160 nucleotides long. RefSeq names its product calponin homology domain-containing protein. The record is from RefSeq and is a predicted model, not a curated record. Gene Ontology annotation, molecular function: protein binding. The coding region runs from base 340 to 987 and encodes 215 amino acids. Lineage: Eukaryota; Fungi; Mortierellomycota; Mortierellomycetes; Mortierellales; Mortierellaceae. The transcript has 5 exons.